Schizophyllum commune H4-8 is the source of this 1596-nucleotide messenger RNA. RefSeq lists its product as uncharacterized. The record is from RefSeq and is a predicted model, not a curated record. Lineage: Eukaryota; Fungi; Basidiomycota; Agaricomycetes; Agaricales; Schizophyllaceae. The transcript is spliced from 2 exons. Gene Ontology annotation, molecular function: protein binding. Bases 1 to 1377 code for a protein of 458 amino acids.
AUGAGUCCUCCACAUCCGAUGCACAGCCUGUCCGUGGACGAGCUUCUCGAGCGCGCGGCGUCUGUCGCAAACCUCGCGAUGCUGCGCACAUACGUGGGACCAUCCUCCAUACAGAUCGCGGCGAUCAACGAGUAUAGUUCCCUUCUGGAAUCUGAGCUCAGAUCCCUUCUGCCCAGCGACCCAUCUACCCGCGACGGGAUCCUAGCUCAGCUUGAUAUACACUGGUCAACCCUUGCUCCCAUCCGCCGCCUCCCCAAAGAACUCUUGAUUGAGAUCUUUUACCAGGUAGCAAACGAGUCGCCCCUGCAGACUCUGCAUGUUGCAGUCACCAUCUCGCAGGUGUGCGCCGUCUGGCGAGCAGUCGCGCACGGGCUCUCGAAGCUGUGGACCAAACUGGUCGUCAAGUCCAUGCGCAAUUUCGACCAAUACUGCGAGCUAUUCCUUCCAAUAACAACUGAGGACCUUAGUCUUUUGUGGGGCCGCAUCGAGCCGUACGCAUCUUGCUGGAGCUCCCUCACGCUGAUGGGCCAACUCAGUAUGUUGCCCGAUCUCCAAGUUCUUUACAUGGAGAACCUUGAGCGGCUGGUUCUCGACGCCUACGGUACGCCCAACUCGCCAGAGCUCAGUGUGCUCGACUUCGUUGUCGCACCCCGUCUUCGCCACCUCGCGCUAACGUUGGACGCUCUGCAGAGCGAAAGGCAGCUGCACGUUCCCGUCAUGUGGGCGCCCACGUCUUUAGAAAUCGACGCGAUGGCCCCCUUUCCCGUCACCUAUACUCUCCCCCUGCUCCGGGCGUGCGCAGGCACGCUCCAGUCGCUCGCCCUCAAAGUCCGCCACCCGCUAGACGGACUCGAAGGCUCAUACCCCUCGAGCGCGUCCGAGCAGGACACGUUCGAGCUAAACGCCCUCACCGACCUCAGACUCGUCGACCCCGCCUGCGCGCUGCUCGAUCACAUCAUCGCCCCGUGCAUCACAGUGCUGAUCCUCAGCAACGUACCGGCCUAUGGUACGCGCUCCCUCCUCGGAUUCCUGACCCGCAGCCAGCAGUCACGUACUCUCCUCGACCUCAGGGUCUUCAUCCCCGCGGAGCGCGAGCCCUCCGCCUGGCUCCCCUGCAUCCGGCUGAUGGACAGCCUCCGGGACCUGCACUUUGACGCCAUGCUGUCGAAUGCCGAGUUCUUGAAGCAGAUCGUCCUGCACACCGACGGGCCCUCGCUUCUUCCCGCAUUGGCAUGGGUCAACAUCGCCAGAAUAUAUAUGGACCACGAGGAGCUGCGUCCUGCCAUCCAUGAGGUGACCCGGUCGAGGCGAAAGCGGAUAGCUCCCCUGGACGGGCGACCGACGUGGCAGGUCCUCGGCUGGAUCCAGGAACCCUGAGGGGAAGUUUGGCUUCUUCUGUGGGAUGCAUAGUGCUGUCUAUCACAACGCUGUAGUCUCUGGUACCAUGAUGCGUAAGAUACAUGUCGGCGAUACCGAAGACGUGGCUCAGUAGCAAUACAGCACGGGUGAGACGAGAGAGGAACAGCAUCAUUUCAGUGAAAGACAACGCGCAGCACCACAUUAUGAGCACACGAUUCGAGUUCAAUGCAGGGUAAG